Messenger RNA from Cannabis sativa, 2011 nucleotides. Its product is annotated as phloretin 4'-O-glucosyltransferase. Bases 370 to 1848 code for a protein of 492 amino acids. Gene Ontology annotation, molecular function: UDP-glycosyltransferase activity. Lineage: Eukaryota; Viridiplantae; Streptophyta; Magnoliopsida; Rosales; Cannabaceae. The transcript has a single exon. The record is from RefSeq and is a predicted model, not a curated record.
AGGCGGCCGCCUUUUUCAUCUCAGCUCAAGAUCCACCCUGAGUACAUUUACGCCACAAAUUACCCUCUAAUUAAAAUUACACCCUUCAAAAAAAUAUAAUUCAAUAAAUAAUAAAUACACACAAAUUCCAAGAAAUUAAUUAUAAUAAUAAUAAAAACAAAUUCUCAGCAAUUUCUCAAACCGAUUCUUCUUUCAUCUCCCUUAUAUAUAACUUAGUACACAUUCAACUCACUCACUCACUCAACUCAAUCCAAACCUUUCUCAAAAAACGACACCGUUUCCCCAUAAAAAACCACUCAAAACAAACACUUUCCCAAACCAAAACCAUAACAAAAUACCCACGCGCCGCCGCACCAACCUUCUCCACAGAUGAAGAAUCUUCCUCCUCCGCCACCGCCGCCGCCGCGUUUCAUGGUGAUGACGUACCCAGCUCAAGGCCACAUAAACCCAUCUCUCCAAUUCGCCAAACGCCUCGCCACCACCUUCGGCGCUGACGUCACCUUCAUCAUACCCCUCUCCGCCUACCGCAAAAUGACCAAAUCUUCGGGUUCGGAUCCGGACCCGGAUCCAAAACCCGGGUCGGGUUUGAGUUUCGCUCCGUUUUCGAUAGACGGUUACGAAGACGGUUACAAACACGGCGGUGAUAUGAAACACUACACGUCUGAGAUGAGACGUUGCGGAUCUAAAGUCAUAUCAGAUCUCGUCGUUUCGAGUCGAAACGACGAUCGACCUUACUGUUGCUUCGUCUACACUCUUCUCCUUCCUUGGGCCGCCGCGGCCGCCGCCGAUCUCGGAAUUAAGCCGGUGAUGUUGUGGAUUCAGGCGGCGACGGUUUUCGAUUUGUAUUAUUAUUAUUUCAAUGGGUUUGGAGAAGUUAUUAGGGAGAUUAUGGGAAAACGACAAUCUGAUUCCAAAACGACAUUUCCUGGGUUGUCGUUUGAGUUUAAACGACAAGAUUUUCCGUCGUUUAUGGAUGCUGAGGAUGUUUAUUACUUUAUUAUUAAUCAUUUUGAAGAACAGUUUUCGAUGAUUUCGAGUAGAGAUCAUAAAAAAUCGUCAAUAUUGGUCAAUACUUUUGAUGAGUUGGAAUCUGAAGCUUUGCGAGCGGUUAGCGAUAUUAGUGGUCAGAAAUUGAUUGGGAUUGGACCGUUGAUUCCGUCAGCUUUUACUGACAGAAUUGACCCUUCUGACAAUUCUUUUGGUGGCGAUAUUUUUCACGAGGGAGAAAACGACAAAGGGAGUGUUUUGGAGUGGUUGAAUUCGAAGGCUAAAACGACGGUUGUUUAUGUGUCGUUUGGGAGUAUUUUGGAUUUGAGUAAACAACAAAUGGAGGAAAUUGCUAAAGGGUUGUUAUCUUUUGGUCAACCUUUCUUGUGGGUUAUAAAGUCAAAGGUUGAAAGCUACAACGUUUGCGAUAAUGAGUUAGUCGAGUUUAGAGAAGAGUUGGUUAAGCUGGGAAUGAUAGUUCCUUGGUGUUCUCAAUUGGAGAUUUUGAGUAACGAGUCAGUUGGGUGUUUCGUGACUCAUUGUGGUUGGAACUCGACGCUAGAGAGCAUGGUUUGUGGGGUUCCGAUGGUAGCUUUCCCGAAAUGGUCAGAUCAAAGGACGAAUGCUAAGUUGAUCGAGGAAGAGUGGAAAAUUGGGGUGAGAGUGAAACCAAACAAGGAUGAAAUUGUUGAGGGCGAAGAAAUUAAGAGGUGUUUGGAGACGGUUAUGAGGAAAGAAAAUAAUGAAAUGGAAAGGAACGGAAAGAAAUGGAAGGAUUUGGCUAAAGAAGCUGUGAAAGAAGGUGGUUCUUCUUAUAAAAAUCUUCAAUCUUUUGUGGCAGAAAUGAAUAGUAUAUCUUAAUUUAAUUUAAAGUAAUUUAUUUAUAUAUAUUUUGUGAGAUUUUUAAUUUCUAAAUUAUAUGAUCGUGUGAGAUAUGUUUGAUUCUCCAACUUUCAAUAUUUCAAAUUUUAAUUGAUUAAUUGUCUAGUAAAAUACAUAAAUAUUAUCAUCUGUAUACAUUGUA